Mytilinidion resinicola is the source of this 4785-nucleotide messenger RNA. Its product is annotated as ARM repeat-containing protein. Lineage: Eukaryota; Fungi; Ascomycota; Dothideomycetes; Mytilinidiales; Mytilinidiaceae. Bases 1 to 4356 code for a protein of 1451 amino acids. The transcript has 3 exons. Gene Ontology annotation, biological process: DNA repair; mitotic sister chromatid cohesion. The record is from RefSeq and is a predicted model, not a curated record. Gene Ontology annotation, cellular component: nucleus; chromatin.
AUGGCCACUCGGAGCAGGCGCAGCGCCGCGACAGAAGUCAUGGAAGAGGAGGAAGAAGAGGGCGGCCUAGUGAAGCUGCGCUUCAAUGACAGCCUCGUCGGCCGGCCUGGGAAGCCCAUAUCUGUUGGCGACCUCUUGCGCCGCCUGCAGGAGCUAUCUCAGGAGCUGCGGGGCAUGGAGCAAGAGGAGGCCGAAAGAGAUUCCCUGUUAUCGGUUGCAAAGGAACUGGCGCACCAUAAUCUGCUGCUGCACAAGGACGGAGGAAUAUUCCCAGCGCUAGCCGACCCUUCGAAUGCCUACAACGCCCAACAUCUCUACGUCCUCAAAUCCCUCGCUGAAGUCAAGAGCAUCGUCCUUCUCACCGAUAUCCCUUCCUCGAACACUCUUGCGCUACAUCUCUUCACGAUCUGCUUCGACGUACUCUCUGGUCCCUCAAAAGCAGACUCUGGCGAGGAGCUGAGCAAAAAUGUGGAGCACCAUAUGACGGCGUUGCUCGGGGCCCUCGUGGAGGAAUCGCAAGGCCUGCCUCCUGAGGUAGUGGAUGUGAUACUGGCGCAAUUCCUCCGCGCUGACCCAAGAGUCAUGACGAGUACCGGCACGAAAGGCAAGAAGCAUGUGCCGAUUGAUGAAAAGCAGAUGACCCUGCUCUUGAAAGAGGCCCCUCCGGCGUACAACAUGGCCAAGAAUGUCUGCAAUUCCUGCCCCGAUAAGAUGGCUCGUCUUGUAGGGCACUAUUUCAGCUCUGUGAUUGUUGAUGCGUCCACGGCCAUCUCUUCAAUGCCAAAAGUUCGAUCGCGUAAGCGCGCCAGCAGCGACCUAGACGACUCAGAAGACGAAGGCCCAACGGCACCUUCUGAAGAAGAUUUGAAGGAGGCCAAGAAGGCGCAUAACCUGCUGCGAGAGCUUUGGAGGUGCUCGCCAGACGUUUUGCAAGACAUCAUACCUAACCUCCAAGAAGAACUCAGUGCAGAGAACCUGCAACUGCGCCUACUUGCCACAGAAACCUUUGGUGACAUGAUCGCUGGUAUUGGAGCUGCCGGCCCUCCACCAUCGCCGGUCUUAGACCCUGCCGCUUUCCCUUCCCAAAGUCUCGCGUCCGCAUCUGACACUUUUCGCGCGUACAAUUUCCUUACGACGCCAACUUCGCCCCAUUCGUUCCCAUCUCAGUAUACGCAGCCGUACCAGGCUUUCCUCCAGAGAAAACAGGACAAGUCCCCUGUAAUUCGUGCUGCAUGGGCCACGAGCAUUGGGCGGAUUCUAAUGACAUCUGCUGGCGGGGCUGGCCUGGAUCAAGAGGAGGAGCAAAAGCUGUUGAGGUAUUUCUCGCAAUCGCUGAUAGACAGCGACGAACGUGUCCGCGUUGCUGCGAUAAAUGCAAUUGACCAAUUCCCAUUCCAAGAUAUCGUGGAGAAACUCGGGAGCAACGGCAUAAUGUCCGAGCCGGGAUCAAUCCUUUCCAAUCUUGCCGACAGAGUCAAGGACAAGAAGCCUAACGUACGAACUGAUUCCAUGAAACUUAUCGGGAAAAUCUGGGGCGUAGCUGCCGGUGCCAUGCUCGAAGGAAACGAGAGAGUAUCGGCACUUCUUCAACCGGUUCCGUCAAAGAUCCUCGAGACCUGCUACAUCAACGACAAGGAAAUCAAUGUUCUCGUGGACCACGUCUUGUAUGAGUAUUUGCUUCCAUUAGCAUUUCCACCCAUUAAAGCAAAAGCAGCAACCAAUGGAAAUUCGCAGGCCGUGAAGGACAGUCAGAAGAGCGGUUACACUGAAGCUGAAAUUGAUAAGAUCCGGACGGAACGACAGCUGCUUCUGGUGAAAGGCUUAGACGAAAGGGCCAAAAAGGUCUACUUUGCCAAGCAAGGAAACCAAGCCGCUGGCGUUAAGUUUAUGGAAACCUUUCUGGGGAAAUGCGAGGAAUACAACGGCGGCGUCAUGGACGGUAACGAGAAAGAGAUCAAACAGCAAUUGAACGGUCUCAUAUCCUAUUAUUCGGGGACCUUUGCGGAUUCGCAGCGAGCCCAGGAUGAUCUAUGGAAAUUUGUCAAGGCCCAUGACCGACGCAACUAUCAGUUAAUCAGGUUCUGCAUGGCACCGGAUAGCGAUUAUAGAAAGGUGCACAAAUCAAUUAAAGAACUUAGGAAGAGGAUAGAGGAUGCGCCAGGCUCAUCUACUCUGCUGGAGACCCUACAGGCCCUUCUGUAUCGAGUGAGCAUACUUGCUUACAACCGAAGCCACGUACCUGCGAUUAUCCAGUACUCACGCACAAACGAGCAUGGGUUCGCAUCAGCAGCCCACGAAAUACUGAAAGAAAUCUCCACUAAACAUCCGGAUGUCUUCAAGGCUCAUGUACAGGAGCUAUGCAAAGUGUUAGAAAGUGGAGCACCAACGGCCAAAAAGCCAAAUGGACUCAAUGCGGUAGAUGAUCUGAAAGCUUGCUCUGGGUUCGCCCAAAAGUUCCCCGCGGAGUUGCCAAAGGACAGAAAAUUCGUACAGAGUAUGAUCAGCUUCGCUCUCUACGGAUCGCCUCCCAAGGCCGCAAAGCACGCGGUAACGAUUCUGAUGAGCAGUGCAGAUAAAAAGGAAAUGCACGCGAAAGACCUUAUCAGCAAAUGCACCAAAGGUUUCGAAUAUGGUUCGGGUCAUUACUUGACACGACUUGCAGCCUUAAGCCAACUUAUGCUGCUUGGCCCCAAAGAUGAGGAAGACGUUGACGAAGUGACGGACAUCGCUAUCACGAAUGUUCUACAGAGGGAAUCUCCGAAAGCUACGCCUGGGGAGCCGGACUGGAUGGACGUUCCCGACGACGACCUGACGGCCAAAAUAUGGGCUCUGAAGAUCUUAGUCAAUCGACUCCGCUCCAUAUCCGCUGAUGCCCCAAUCGCCGAGGCCGCCACUACGGUGUACAAGUUCCUAAUGAAGCUAGUGACCAAAGAGGGCGAGCUUUCUGAGACGGGCGACUCCUCUGCUCCCCACAAGGCCCGCCUCCGUCUUGUAGCAGCACAAUUCCUGUUAAAACUCUCGUGCACUCGUCGAUUGGAUAAUCUGCUGAAUCCCACCUCAUUCUACUCUCUCGCUACCGUGGCCCAGGAUCCCCACACGCCUGUGCGUACCGGAUUCAUCAACAAGCUGAUGAAGUAUCUUGGCCAAAGUCGUCUUUCGAGUCGCUUCUUCUCUAUCAUAUUUCUUCUUGCGUAUGAGCCCGAAGUGAGUCUUAAAGAGAGUGCGAUCACCUUCGUUCGCUCUCAGCGUGCUCGCAUGGCCGCGCGCAAGGAAACGACAUUAGAGCAGGUCUUUGCGCGGCUUAUUAGCUUGUUAGCGCAUCAUCCUGACUUCGACACUGACGCAGAGAGCCUCCAAGAUUCCGUACAGUAUAUCCUUCUCUAUCUCAAGUGCGUCGCUACGUCGGAAAAUCUCUCUCUUAUCUAUCAUGUGGCGCAGCGCGUCAAGAGUGUCGCUGAUGGAAUUUCGAACAAUGUCGAGGCCGACAAAAAAUUGUACAUGCUCAGCGACCUGGCGCAAGCAGUCAUCAGACUAUGGGAGGAGCUAAACGGAUGGAAUAUGCAGGCAUGGCCGGGGAAGCUGAAGCUUCCAGCUGGCAUUUUCAAAGCUCUAGAGAGCCAUGAGCGGGCGCAGGAGAUUGCCAACAAGAUCUGGGUGGACGAAGAGGCGACGGACGGUCUCGACGCCAUCGUCCGGAACAGCCUGCGAGGCAAGAAAAGGAAGAGCCUUGCGGAUCACAAUGCGAACUUCAAGAAGAAGCUAAAGAUGCCGGCCAAACCCAAGCCCAAGCCGAAGACUCCCAAAUCUGUCCGUACGCCAAAGAAGAAGUCGAGGCGGAACGAUGACAGCGAUUUAGAAGGCGAUGCCGAGCCGUCCAGUGAGAUUACACGUCGCAGUGUCCGCAAAUCGACAACGAAGAGCUACGUCGAACUGAGCGACGACGAGGAUGAGGAGCAAGAGAAGCAAUGGCAGAAUGUUGAGGAGGAAGAGCAGGAGUCAGCCGAGAACACCGACGCCGAGGGUGCCAAAGAGGACAAUGGCCACACGAAUGAUGUUAAUAUGGAUGAUGCCGACGCUGAACCAGGUGCGGAGGUGCCCGGUUCCGAGGAUGAACUUUACGCAGACCCAAAGCCAAUAGAAAAGAAACAGACCCGGACGAGAGGUGGUAAGAAAUCGAAUGGAGUGUCCCUCCCUUCGAGAUCGAAACAGCCUUCCUCGCCUACUGUCAACGGGAAAGCUAAGCAGAAGCCGAAAGCUAAUGGCAAGGCUCUUGCUGAAAAGCCGAACGGUCGGGCCACGAGGGCUACCGCGAAAACUGUAGUUCCAGCCUCGGACGAUGAGGAUAUUUCCGAUUGAGCUCAAUUUGAUUCAAUAUGGCUACCAACGCCAGGUUUUAUGGUAAUUGGGUAGCGGGUUGUGUUUAGGGAUGGGAAGGAUUCACGAGAGUGUGGGGAAAGACUGGAUCCCAACAUCGGCGACAAAUGAGUAAUGAUGUCCUACCAAGUCCUGCUUUCAUGCCAUGCUUUCCCCACUUAUGUUUCUACCAGUUUUCCUUUCUAAUGAUGGUCAAGUGAGGCUGGGUAGUGCAUAGCGUCCGUCCGUCUUCUCUUCGUCACGGAUGGGUACUUUGCAUGGCUGGCGUUGUGUUUUCUCUACUGCCACAAAACUGUUCCUGCUUUAGCGUGGAGCGAGUGCCGCAUACCUGGCGUUUAGCGGGAGGUGUUUUCUAGUUGUUGUUGCUUGAUUCAAGCUGUCAUAUUUGUCGCGCCUGGAGAAGGAUAAUGU